Molecule: messenger RNA, 2667 nt
Organism: Humulus lupulus (European hop)
Lineage: Eukaryota; Viridiplantae; Streptophyta; Magnoliopsida; Rosales; Cannabaceae
Product: acetyl-coenzyme A synthetase, chloroplastic/glyoxysomal-like
Exons: 20
Coding region: 174-2414 (746 amino acids)
Molecular function (GO): acetyl-CoA synthetase activity; AMP binding
Source: RefSeq, a predicted model, not a curated record
AUAUUAAUUGCCUUAAAUAGAACACAACCCAAAUUAACAAAACUCCACAAUCACCACAAACGCUUUUGUUUAUGUAUAAUAGUAUCAAACAUUGCUGGCCAAACUCUCCCCCAAGCUAUCAUUUUCAUGCAAAUUAUUAAAAUUAUAUUUUAAUUUAAGUAAAUUGAUGAAAUAUGGCAUUGGAAUUAGCCCACAUUUUUUGCUAUAAAUUGGUCAAAGUUCAAACUCGGGCCAGGGCCGAAGUCGCUUCUUCACUAAUCUCAAAAUUCAAUUCCUAUUAUUCCAUUAAUAAAACAAAAAAGGAGAGGAGAUUUGUGAGUCGGAAUUGGGAAAAUCGUAGCAAUAACGAUAUCGGAGCAAUCAAUCAUGUUCGCAAUUCUUCCGGCGCCGGAAAAAUCCACCGUUUGAACGGUGUCAUUCUCGGCGAGGUAUUAGCUUCUGAGGAAAAUGAUCUCGUCUUUCCAACCGAUGAAUUCUCCCAACAGGCUCAUGUUCCUUCUCCGCAAAAGUACCUGGAGAUGUACAAAAGAUCGAUCGAGGAUCCCGCUGGGUUUUGGUCGGAGUUUGCGUCUCAAUUCUACUGGAAACAGAAAUGGGAGGAUAGUGUUUACUCGGAGAAUCUCGAUGUCAGCAAAGGAAGAGUCAACAUUGAGUGGUUCAAGGGAGGUGUUACCAACAUUUGUUACAACUGUUUGGAUAGAAAUGUGGAAGCUGGACUUGGUGACAAAGUUGCCUUGUACUGGGAAGGCAAUAACACUGGAUUUGAUGACUCUUUAACUUACUUUCAACUUCUCCACAGAGUUUGCCAGCUUGCAAAUUAUUUGAAAGAUAUGGGAGUUCAAAAGGGUGAUGCUGUUGUCAUUUACUUACCCAUGCUAUUGGAACUUCCCAUCACAAUGCUAGCAUGUGCUCGCAUUGGUGCUGUUCAUUCGGUUGUUUUCGCCGGAGUUUCUGCAGAAUCUCUUGCUCAGAGAAUCAUUGAUUGCAAACCAAAAGUUGUUGUCACUUGCAAUGCUGUUAAAAGGGGUCCUAAGAUCAUUCAUCUCAAAGAUAUAGUGGAUGCGGCCCUUGUGGAAUCUGCCAAAACUGGCAUCCCCAUAGAUGCAUGCCUUGUCUACGAAAAUCAAUUGGCUAUGAAGAGGGAAGUUACUAAAUUGCAAGAUGGAAGAGAUGUAUGGUGGCAGGACGUCAUUCCUAAAUAUCCAACUCAUUGUGCAGUGGAGUGGGUUGAUGCUGAGGAUCCAUUGUUUCUGCUAUACACUAGUGGGAGCACUGGAAAACCUAAGGGGGUUCUCCAUACAACUGGAGGAUAUAUGGUGUAUACUGCAACAACAUUCAAAUACGCAUUUGACUAUAAACCGUCUGAUAUAUACUGGUGUACAGCUGACUGUGGUUGGAUUACUGGGCACAGCUAUGUCACAUAUGGACCACUGCUCAAUGGAGCAACUUCAAUAGUUUUUGAAGGGGCUCCUAAUUAUCCUGAUUCGGGACGCUGUUGGGACAUCGUAGAUAAAUACAAAGUUACAAUAUUUUACACUGCCCCCACAUUGGUGCGGUCCCUCAUGCGUGAUGGUGAUGAGUAUGUAAUUCGCUACUCAAGAAAAUCCUUACGGAUCCUUGGCAGUGCUGGUGAACCUAUCAAUCCAAGUGCAUGGAGGUGGUUUUACAAUGUGGUUGGAGAGUCAAGGUGCCCUAUUUCUGAUACAUGGUGGCAAACUGAAACUGGUGGCUUCAUGAUUACUCCGUUACCUGGUGCCUGGCCUCAGAAGCCUGGAUCUGCAACCUUUCCUUUCUUUGGAGUUAAGCCCGUUAUAGUAGAUGAGAAAGGUGUUGAGAUUGAAGGGGAGUGCAGUGGAUAUUUGUGUGUGAAAGGCUCUUGGCCUGGAGCGUUCCGAACCCUCUAUGGUGACCAUGAGCAAUAUGAAACCACUUACUUUAAGCCUUUCACUGGUUAUUACUUCACUGGUGAUGGCUGCAGAAGGGACAAGGAUGGAUACCACUGGCUUACAGGAAGAGUUGAUGAUGUUAUAAAUGUCAGUGGACAUCGUAUUGGUACAGCAGAAGUUGAAUCUGCUCUGGUUUCACAUCCCAAGUGUGCAGAAGCUGCUGUGGUUGGUAUUGAGCAUGAGGUGAAAGGGCAGUCUAUAUAUGCAUUUGUUACUCUGGUUGUAGGUGAGCCUUACAGUGAAGAACUACGAAAGAGUCUCAUCCUUACUGUAAGAAAGCAGAUAGGAGCGUUUGCCGCACCAGACAGGAUCCACUGGGCGCCUGGGCUUCCAAAGACAAGAAGUGGAAAGAUUAUGAGGAGGAUUCUGAGAAAAAUUGCUUCUGGUCAGUUAGAGGAGCUUGGAGACAUGAGCACACUUGCAGACCCUUAUGUAGUCGAACAGCUCAUUUCACUUUCCAAUUGCUGACGACAUUUCUGGUGUGGAAGGAGCAGUCCUACAUAGCAAAGCAUUAAGGGAGAGGAUUUGUAAGAUCAGGUUUUCGAUUUUUCUAGAGAAAAAUAAAUUAAUGAUAUGGGUUUCGUCAAUCAUUUUGACAAAGUCAGUUAAGAAACAUAAUUAUAUGUAUUUUGUAAUUCAAUUUAAUCCUAUAAUCGUAUGAAGGGCUAAACAUCCAUAAAAUGAAACAUUAAUAAAAUAAGUUAGACAGAUUAAAUGAUUA